Molecule: messenger RNA, 6815 nt
Organism: Dromaius novaehollandiae (emu)
Lineage: Eukaryota; Metazoa; Chordata; Aves; Casuariiformes; Dromaiidae
Gene: NOD1
Product: nucleotide binding oligomerization domain containing 1
Exons: 12
Coding region: 1074-3929 (951 amino acids)
Biological process (GO): intracellular signal transduction; regulation of apoptotic process
Molecular function (GO): protein binding
Source: RefSeq, a predicted model, not a curated record
UAAAGGACUCGUUUUAGUUAGACAAUUCUGAGGAUUUUUUUUAAUGACUUGUUUGGAAUUUUUUUUUGGACCUGGUCUGAAGCCCAGUGAAACCAGUGAGUCUUCCUCUGAGUUAGUUCUGGUGCAUUUCUUUUGGUUGGGGGGGGGGGGAGGGGUUUAUGUGCCCCCCCCCCCGCAAUGAAGAGACCUGCCCUCAUUUUUUUUCACAGCAUUGACAGUCUCCUGCAAAACUGGAGGCUCUUGUAAGAUUUACAGCACUUCCCAACCUUUAUGGUACGUGGCAAUGCCUGUAGUCAGUCGGGGUGGGGGGGUAAGAAGAACUGUCAGCUGAAAAAUGCGAAACAUCUGAACUUUGCGUUAUCCUGCGUAAUGCAUACUUUUGAUAAAUCGGUGUCAGUAUGGGACUGCUUAAGAUGGAAAAAUCGCAAAGUAACAAACUUGCCUUGUCUUCACUGCAUGAACUUUUCCCCCGGCGCUGGUGACCGCUUCCCGCGCUGGGCCCCUCGGCCGGAGCAGCGCAGGCGCCCCGCGCUCCCCCGCUUGCCGUGCGAGUGCGCAGAACCGCCGUCGCCAGGCCUCCCCCUGCCCGCGGCGGCGGGCUCUGUGCCAGCCCGGGUUGCGCAGGGGCAGGUCCAGCUGGUCUGAACACAGCGACAGCUGCCUUACCGGUGGCUCCGCACCUUCACCUGGGCGCGGGGGGUGGAGCUGCGCAAGCAACGCCCGGCUCCGACGCUUUUAGGGCAAAAUGCCCCCUUCCCCCCCCUCCCCGGGCCGCGGGGAGCCCCGUGGGCCUGAACGCGAGGGGGUGACGGGGGUGCGCGGGGCGGUGGCGCGGGAGCUGCGGCUGGGCCGGGCCGGGCCGGGCCGGGCGGGAGCGGCCUCCCCCAGCGCCGCCGCCCCGGCCCGGGCCGCUCCGCUCCUCCCCUCGCCCUCGUGGCUGCGGCGGCGUGCCUUUGUAAUGUGGACGACAAGUUGCCUGUUUCACUGGAAUUAACUCCAAGCUGAUUCCACUCUGCAAAUGGACAGUUUGUCAAAGAUGAGGCUAGACCAAGCAGCAUAUUGCUAUCUCAGCUAUGGAAGGCCAGCCUUGUGUUAACUUGGAGAUUUCUGGGGUAAAACCUUCAGCGGCAAGUCCUCCAUCCUGCAUCGCUUUCCUGAAAGUAUACCGAGAACUGUUGGUCAAUAAAAUCCGAAACACGCAGUGUUUGAUUGACAACUUGAUUAAGAAUGACUACUUCUCCACUGAAGAUGCAGAGAUUGUUGUCCAGUUUCCAACUCAAGCAGAUAAGGUUCGCAAAAUUCUAGACUUGGUUCAAAGCAAGGGAGAAGAAGUUUCAGAAUAUUUCAUCCAUGUCCUGCAGAAAGUCACUGAUGCUUACUAUGAACUUCAGCCUUGGCUGGAUGAAAUAGAUUACCAGCCUUCAGAGAAUAUUCGUAGUAAACCUGUGGAAAAUACAGAUCCAGUUAGCAGGUAUCGUCAGAAACUCAGAUAUGAACUGGGACGAGACUCGAAGUUUGUUAUGUCAUAUGCUCAGAGGGAAGAGAUGCUGCUUGAAGAAAUCUACUCUAAUAAUAUUAUGGAGCUGGUCAGUUUUACCAAUGAGAGUCUAGGCAAUGUGUCUCAAUUAGAAGCUCUUUUUGAUGAUACAGUUGGGCUAAUCAAUGAAGAUGGAGAAACCAUUUAUGUCUUCGGUGAUGCAGGAAUUGGAAAAUCCAUCUUGCUGCAAAAGAUACAAAGCCUUUGGGCCAGACAAGAGUUGGAUAUAGGGGCCAAAUUUUUUUUCCGUUUCCGAUGCAGGAUGUUUAGCUGCUUUAAAGAAAAUGAAGCCAUAUCUUUGAAAGACCUUUUGUUCAAAUAUAACUGCUACCCAGACCAGGACCCCACAGAGGUGUUCCAUCACAUCUUGCAAUUCCCUCAUACAGUUCUUUUCACAUUUGACGGCUUUGAUGAGAUCUAUUCUAACUUUGAUCUCAGUAGUGUUCCCGAGAUGUGCUCACCCGAUGAACCGAUCCACCCCCUGGUGCUGCUGGUAAGCCUUCUCAGGGGAAAGCUUCUUAAGGGAUCCAGGAAAAUUCUUACAGCGAGAACAGGAACUGAGAUCCAAAGAAACAUCAUUAGAAAGAAAGUGUUGCUCCGCGGGUUCUCCAGCAAUAACCUGAAGGAAUACACUGCCAUGUUUUUCAAAGAUGAGGGGCAACGAACACUGGUGCUGAACCAAUUGGAAGCUAACCCCAAUCUCUGCAGUUUGUGUUCAGUGCCUUUAUUUUGUUGGAUUAUCUUUAAAAGCUAUGAACACUUCCACUCCAUGUUUGACAGCCAUGAACUUCCGGACUGUUCUGUUACAUUGACAGAUGUAUUUUUGGUCAUGAUUGAAGUCCAUCUGAACCGAUCUCUGAAAACAAGUUUGCUGAAGAACAACACCAGAAGCCAAGCAGAGACAUUCAAAUCAAGAAAGGAAACUCUUCUGGCUUUGGGUGAAAUUGCAUACAGAGGGAUGGAGAACUCUUUGUUUAUCUUUGAGCAGGAGGAGGUCUCAUCAGCAAACAUUUCUGAAGAGGAUUUGCAAUUGGGCUUUCUCAGAACAGUUCAAAGUUAUAGUGGCUGUGAAGAUCAGUCCACUUAUGAAUUCUUGCACUUAACCCUUCAGUCUUUUUUCACAGCUUUGUUCCUGGUUAUUGAAGAGAAAGUGGGUACCAAGCAGUUGCUUAAGUUUUUCAAUGAAUGCUCUUCCACUGAGAUUGCACAGCCUACUUGCCUUCGUAUUCCUUGGCUGAGAAAACAACCGGCAGGAGAGGAUCCCUUCCGAAAUAAUGAACAUUUUCACUUUACCAACCUUUUUCUUUGUGGCCUGCUUUCUAGAUCCAAGCAGAAGCUCCUCAGACAUUUGGUUCUGCCUGCAGUCAUUAAGAGGAAGAAAAAGACACUCAUCACAUACCUUGGGGAGAGUAUGAAAUCCCACCUGAAAGGCCUCACUCGGUCCAGGCUUCCAAACUACAAUCAGAUUCAGGUCCAGCCCAACUUUGUCUGGAUGCUGAGGUGCCUUUACGAGACACAAAGCGAGAAAGUGGGGAAGUUGGCUGCCAAACGCAUGCGUGCCAAUUACAUCAAACUCACAUACUGCAAUGCCUACUCCGCUGACUGCAGUGCUAUUUCUUUUGUUAUGCAUCACUUUCAAAAGCGCCUGGCUCUGGAUUUGGACAACAACAACAUCAAUGACUAUGGAGUAAAACAGCUGCUACCUUGUUUCAGCAAACUUGCAGUGAUCAGGCUCAGUGUAAAUCAAAUCACAGAUCAUGGAGUAAGGAUCCUGUAUGAAGAACUCUCCAAAUACCAAAUUUUGACCUUCUUGGGCUUAUACAACAAUCAGAUCACUGAUGUUGGAGCCAAAUACGUUGCAAAGCUAAUUGAAGAAUGUUCAAGCCUUGAAUAUGUUAAAAUAGGAGCAAACAAAAUAACUAGCGAAGGAGGGAAGUGCCUUGCCCAGGCCAUACAGAAGAGCAAGACAAUGUUUGAAAUUGGGAUGUGGGGUAAUCAAGUUGGAGAUAAAGGAGCAAAGGCGUUUGCAGAGGCACUGAGGAACCACCCCAGGUUAACAAACGUGAGUCUCGCAUUCAACGGCAUCACAACAGAGGGAGGCAAAAGUAUUGCUGAAGCUAUGCAGCACAACAACUCCGUGAGAAUAUUCUGGUUGACUAAAAAUUACUUGGAUGAUGAGGCAGCAAUGAGUUUUGCGGAGAUGCUGAAGGUCAACAAGAAACUAGUGCAUUUAUGGCUUAUCCAGAAUCAAAUUACAGCCAAAGGGGUGAAGUACCUCAGUGAAGCUCUCAAGGAGAACACAGCCAUUAAAGAAGUCUGUUUGAAUGGGAACCUAAUAAGCCAAGAAGAGGCCAAAGCUUUUGAAAAUGAAGAACGGAUCAUUUGCUUUUGAAUGAGGACUUUCCCAUUUUGACAAGCUUCGUGUUACAAAGGUUACUCCUCCACUUGGACUGCAGAGUUCAUAAAGGCAUAAAUGUGCAGUGCUCAUGGUGGGAGAGAGAUAUACGAUAAGCUGCCUUUUUACAAACAUGCUACACUCCCUUAGCUCUAUUCCUUACCCUGCCUGUUAUUCUUAAUCCUUUUGGUGAGUGGGAAGUUGCCUUGGUAAAUAAUUAAUGUUUGUAUGGUGCUUUGAAGAUGAAAUGCAAAGUGUUACCAGCCCAAACACACUGGCAGGUGUAUGCAUUUUGAUAAGUGAGUUUAGGUUUUUUCUGUACAGUGAUGUAAAUAAUCUCUAACUUAUUUAUAUAUAUAAAUAUAUGUAUGUGCAAGAAUGGGUGCAAGAUGCACCAACUCCAUAAGGUCACAGUAUUAUAGUCCUCAUAACUGAAGAAUUAGCAUGCAUAGCCUUACUGGAAACAUAACCAUCUAUAAUAGCUGUGUGAUACUGUUGCUUUCAACAUGAAUACUUUUCUCCUGCCUAGAAAUUAGGCCCUCAUCUCCCCCCUGACUAAAGGCGGAGUUGUGGGCACUGCAUUUAUGGAGAAAUGAAUACCACGGGCAUAGAUUACUUUCAGUAAUCUUUUUUCCAUACUGAAGCCAAUACAUUUACUUUUAUACAAUUAGAAACCCUCACUCACAUCACUGUAAAAUCAUAAUACUGGCAAUAAAGCACCUUUGCUUAAAAUUUCCUGAGGGCUGCAUAGAAACUGCCACCUCCUGUUAUCACAGUGUUUAUUCUGGGGGGGGUCUGGAGAUAAAUGUGAAAAAUUAAUUAGCAAGCUGUUCACUGCCUUCGCUCUUGGCCUAGACACUGUGCUGGUGGCAAUACACCAAUAUUAAGCUGCCUAGCUUCAGUGGGGAGAAAAGACAACUGAAAAUCAAUUGCAUUGAGUUGAAAUCCCUUCUCCCAGCAACAUGUAAGCACACAGAAGCUUUGAGAUUUGCUUGGAAAGCUUUUAUUCUGUACUUGAAUUAAUGGAAAGUGCAAGGCAACAUGUAGGUAACAAUGGUAAGAACCAGCAAGGAAGCAUUAUCCCCCCCAGAUAAUUAGUUUGGAGAAUAGAAUUUUAGAUGCCUGUAAAAGAGACCAACUUCCAGAGGAGUGGGAUAUUUGAUUUUUUUUCUGCAAAUUAGGUAGUCUUCAUAAAGGGUAUCUCAAAUUCUACCCCACACUAUGUACAAGGAACCCAAAAUGGAAAAGUAUGAUCCUUCCUUCGCCCAUGUUACCCACCAGCUUUGAGAAACAAUUCUCCACUUGCUGACUAGCCUACAAAAGCACACUAGGCUGAAAGAAGAAUCUCUCAUUAAAAUGCCAAACCAGCAAAUCCCCACCUUUCCCCAUUCCCAAAUCUGCCCAGAAAGAAAAACAUGAAAAAAAGACUUUCUUUGUAGUUUCAGGUCUCUCCUUUUCCCAUUUGGUAGCAGAUCUUUUCUGCUUCCCAACUUCCUUCAGCUCCCAGACACAUUUUAAAACACUCAUAAAGCCUUUUCACAAAGCCAGCAGUUAAAAAAAAAAAGUGUCCAUUAUUUUUCAGUGGAUUUUCCUCCCUGGCCAUGAUAUCAGCACUGAUUUCUCAUAGGGAGGCAGACAGAUGAGGCUAUCAGACCGUGCCAGAGGAAAGUCAGCUAACUUGAAUGAUUUCUGCACCUGAGCCGUUUGUUUACUGAAGCAAAAGGGCACACUGUUACGGAGGAGGUGGAUUUCAACUGCAAAAACAUUUGCCGAAACAAGGCCUUGAAAAAAAACACUAAACACCUCUCAGUGACUUUUUUUUAAAACACACACACACACACACACACACACACACACACACACACACACACACAGACACACACACACACACACACACACCCAUGCACCUUGUCGAAAUGCUAUUCAUGUCCUGCCAGCCUGCCUUCGCAGAGGUGAGGAGACCCUGGUACAAGAAGCCCCCCUUGCCCCAGGGUGUCAUUUGCCUCUGUUGCAGAGGCGUACUCCCCAUUUGUGCGCAUUACUGAAUUACUUGCUCAUUUACCAGGUAGAACAUACACAGUUAAGAACUCCAGAUCUUCUCCUCAUUUCACCAAUACACUCAAAUGUACAAAGCGCCCCUGAAGGUGCCCUCCAAGCUUUCCCAUUCAGACACCUCUGCCCCUUUUUUUUAGCAUGGUGUUGGGAGCUAUCCGUAGCCUGACAACAUCCUAAAACCUGUUGCAAAUCCUGUUACGUGCCCAUCUGUUAUAAACCAAGCAUCUAGGCCAGUGUUUUCAGGGACACCAGUGUUUACUGGGCUGCAAGAGAGAAACAUGGCUGCAGAGUAAGUGGUGGCAGGAUGAAGCCCAGCGCUGUGUAGGAUACAGUUCUGUACAGGUUACAGUACCAAUCAUAAUCAUUCAUUUCAGAGAGGGUUUCCGGUAGCGAGAGCUCAUUCGGGCUGGUCCUCCAGCUCCAAGCAGAGCUUGGUUUGGCAUUGGUAAGAGCGAGAGGUUUCACAGCUUCCUGCUCCCAAUUUAGCCAGGACAGCGGGGCUGUUUCACACAUCAUAUCACAGCUUUGGGAAUCUGGAGCUGGGGAAACUGGUUGCUGCUCUGGAAACACCUGAAUUUCCUGGUGUGUUGGCACAGCAGUUCAGGCUGCAUUUCUUUCUUUGUAGUGUUACAGGACUAUUUGCAGAGCGCUUCUGAGCUACAUAUUUGCAGCUUGCAGCGAGAGCAUUUUUUACUGAAAUUCAGAGACAGCUGUUUUUUUUUUUUUUUAAAGACUUGGUCAUAAUUUGCUAAGACAUUCUUUGUAUACAGUGUUACUUUUUUUUUUUUUCCAUUUGUCCACAGUGAUAAUAAAUAGCUUUUUAAAGCA